GUCGGUAGAGGAGCAUCAAGCACAGACUUGCACACUGCUGGAAGGAUCUAUUACACUGAAAAAAUUAGGAGAAGGCACAGUGUGACCAGACUGCUGCCUGAAAGGGAACAGAGCUGAGAGCACUGAGGACUGUGAGCAGAGCCUUUUGAAUCAGCAGAGCUCAAGAGGAGAGCCAAGAUGUGGAAGAAGUCAAAGGUGACGGAGCCAACUGCCGCUGGGCAGGCGGGCAUUAAGAAGAAGUCGAAAGUGCCCGGUGUGAUGAUAACACAAUUUAAGGAGGAACUUCCAGAAGGAAUGUCGACUCCAGAUUUCACCCGCAAACCCAUCGCUCUGACUAUUCAAGAGGGUAAAUUCGCAGUCUUUAAAGCCAAAGUAGUGGGCGAGCCGACACCUACUGUAACAUGGAGCAGAGCAAAUGGAGAAAUACAUUAUCACCCUGACGUGUGCAUGCAAAAGUAUGACGAGACAUCUCAAGAACAUACCAUUGAGUUCCCUAAGGUCGCUCCAGAGGAUGCUGACACCUACAAGUGUUUUGCAACAAAUGAAUAUGGAAGGGCUGUUUGCACAGUUGUCUUGAAUGUCAUUUCGGUUGGAUUCUCUAAGACCAAGGAACUCCAGAAGACACAGGCAGAAGACGCAGGGGAAUUAAGAAAAAGGCUCAAGAAACGUAAUGUUGAUGGAACACGUGAGGAAAAGCCGAUGGAGCCAAUGGAGAAGGUCUGGGAAAUUCUCCUUAGCGCGGACAAGAAAGACUACGAGCGGAUCUGUGCCGAGUACGGUAUCACAGACUUCCGCUACAUGCUAAAGAAACUGAAUGAAAUGAAGAAAGAGAGAGAGGAAGAGAUUGCCGAGUUUGUGACGCACAUCAGUACACUGAAACAUAUUGAGGUCAAAGACAACGACUGUGCAACAAUUGAGUUGGACAUGGACCUCAAAGAUCCUACCAGCAAAAUUUUCCUGUACAAGGAUGGCGUCAUGGUUCCAUUCACGAUAGAAGAAAGCGAGUCGCAGAAGCAUAGUUUGAAACAAGUCGGAAAGAAAUACGUGUUCACGAUUAAAAAUCUGGGUUCAGAUGAUGCUGGACUCUACUCAGUGGAUGUUGAGGGCGUCAAUGUAUUCUCAACAGAUUUCAAAGUACCUAACGUUGACUUUGCGGUCAAAAUACAAGAGGUUAAAGCAGCAGAACGAGAGGACGCCCUCUUUCAAUGUGUCCUGACUGCACCAAUGAAUGAGCUCUCAUGGAUGUUCAAAAACUCUCGGCUGCCAAAUAGUGAGAAAUAUGAAAUUACUGUAUCUGAAGAUAAGCUAAUCCACAAGAUGAUUGUGCGGGACUGUAUGCCUCUGGACGCUGGUAUCUAUGCUGCUGUAGCUGGAAUCAAAUCCUGCAACGCCUGGCUUAUAGUUGACUCUGACAAAGAUCCUGCCAACAAGGGCAAGAAGGCAGCCCGCAAAACUACUGUGGCUGGAAGCAGCAAUUAUGAAGAGCUGAUAAGAAUUGCUAAGGAACAGCAGGAAAAAUAUCAGAAAGAAAUGCAGGAAAAACUGGAAAUUGCCAAGAAAGCUCAAGCAGAGAGAGAAGCAGCAGAGGCAGCUGCCAGAGCCGAGGCUGAGGCGGCUAAAAAGGCAGCAGAAGAAGAAAAAGCUGCGGCUCAAGCUGCAGCUAGGGCUGCUGCAAAGGCUAAAAAGGAAGCAGCUGACAAGGAAGCCGCCGCAAGUAAAGCCAUGAAAAAAGGAGCUGGUGCUGCGAAUGGUAAAGCGGGUGCUGGUGGUGCAGGAGGUGCCGGUGGUGCAGGAGGUGCUGGUGGCGUCGGAGCUGGUGCUGGUGGUGGAGGGGGUGCCGCUGGUGUGGGAGCUGGUGCUGGUGGUGCAGGGGGUGCUGCUGGCAUGGGAGCAGGUGCUGGUGGUGCAGGUGCUGGUGGCGCAGGUGGUGGCGCAGGCAUGGGAGCAGGUGCUGGUGGUGCAGGUGGUGGCGCAGGGGGUGGCACAGGCAUGGGAGCAGGUGCUGGUGGUGCAGGUGGUGCUGCUGGCAUGAAAGUCGGUGCUGGUGGUGGUGAAGGCACCGGAGCUGGUGCUGGUGGUGCAGGUGGUGGUGCAGGAAUUGGCGCAGGUGGUGGCGCAGGCAGUGGAGCUGGUGCAGGUGGUGGAGAUGGUGCCGGUGGCGGAGAUGGUGCCGGUGGUGCAGGUGGCGGAGCUGGUGCCGGUGGUGCAGGUGGCGGAGCUGGUGCCGGUGGUGCCGGUGGUGCAGGUGGUGCAGGUGGAGGAGGAGGUGGAACUGGAGGAGGAGCUGGGGGUGGAGCUGGAGGUGGUGAAGGUGGAGAAGGAGGAGAGGGAGAUGGAGAAGGCGGAGAGGGUGGAGAAGGCGGGAAACGCAAAAAGCGUGCAAGGGAUGGUCCACUUGUUCCAGAUACAGUGACAGGAGAUAAUAUUGAUGAGGAAACCGCAAAUCAACAAGGCAAAAAAUCUCGCAAAAGAGGAAAACAUCUCAUAAAGAAAGAUGUGGAGGGUGAAGAAGCUGUUGGUGCAAAACACACAGAAGCGAGAGGCGCCAGUGGUGAUAAUGGCAUGGGGCCAGCAGCAGGCUGUGAUGAAUCUGCUGAAAAUGGUGAGGGUGCAGACGGCGGCGAGCCUUCAGCAGCUGGCAAGCGUUCAGGCCGUGUACGGCAAGGCCCAUUGAUCGUGGAGACAGUUAGUGAACCCGGAGUUCACUUUCAAGCUGGGCUUUCUGACUGCAAAGCCAUUAUUGGAGAGGCAGCAGAGCUGGAGUGUAAAGUGAACAGUGAAGACUGUAAGGGAAUCUGGUACAAGGAUGGAGAGGAGAUUAAAUCCUCCGAUACUAUAACCAUCUCAAAAGAUGGAACUUUCCACAGGCUGAAAAUUAAAAAAGUCACAGAGGAACAUGCUGGAAAAUACAAAUUUGAAGCAGAUGGACGGAAGACAGAGGCUGUGAUUGCUGUUGAAGAUCCACCCAGAUUUUCUGAUGUGGAAUUGGAAGCAUUUAAAACUCCUGUAACCGUGAAAAAAGGACACAAAGCUACCUUCAAAAUCCCUUUCAUUGGACGGGAACCUAUAAAAAUCCAGUGGUACCGUGAGGGUGAGGAGCUUUCGGAAGACUCAAAUGUCAAGUUAGAGUACUCGGAGGGUUACAGCCGUCUGCUUCUAAACAAGCUGCAGCGCAAGGACAGUGGUGAAAUCAAGAUAAAACUCAAAAAUGAGUUUGGUACUACUGAGGCCUUCAGCCAGCUUGUUGUACUUGAUAAACCCACUCCUCCAAUGGGACCUCUGGAGAUUGUUGAAGCUGGCUCCACUGCAAUUGAAUUUAAGUGGAGGCCCCCAAAAGAUGCUGGUGGCUGCCAGAUCGGCAACUACAUCCUUGAACGACAACAAAUUGGCCGCAACACCUGGAAGAAGGUGGGGCCAAUUGGUGCGGAGGCUAAAUACAGGGACACUGACGUAGACCAUGGCAAGAGGUACUGCUAUCGCAUCAGAGUGGAGACUGAAAUGGGCACCAGUGAGCUGAUGGAGACAGAGGACAUUCAAGCUGGAACAAAAGCAUACCCUGGACCUCCAUCAGCACCAAAGGUUCUAAGUGCCUCCAAGAAAUGCAUCAAGCUCACUUGGACUCCUCCAGCCGACACCGGAGGAACCAAUAUUCUGGGAUACAACCUUGAGAAACGCAAAAAGGGCAGCAACCUGUGGGGCCAAGUCAACCCACAAGAUGAGAUGAUCAGAGGUAAGGAAUUUGGAGUUAAAGAUUUAAUCGAGGGCGUGGAGUACGAAUUCCGUGUGGCAGCAAUCAACAACUCUGGAGCAGGUGAACACAGCGCACCAUCUGAGUUUGUGUUUGCCAGAGAUCCUAAAAAGCCUCCUGGUAAAGUCAUAGACUUUAAAGCGACAGACUCCACCUACACAACCCUGUCCCUUUCUUGGACCAAACCCAAGGAUGUUGAGGGGGUUGAGGAUGAAGCUAAAGGAUACUUUGUGGAGAUCAGGCCUGCAGAAAGCACAAUAUGGGAACGCUGCAAUGCAAACAUGAUAACCAUGAAUACCUAUACAGUGAAAGGCUUGAAGUCAAUGGCCAUGUACUGGGUGAGAGUCAUUGCUACUAAUGAUGGAGGACACGGACUACCACAGGAGCUGCCCAAUUACAUCCUCGCUAUGCCCCCUCCUGUGCGACCAAGAUUCACGGAUGCCAAAAUAAAGAGUUUCAUGGUGGUGCAAGCAGGAAAUUCUGCACGAUUCAACAUUAACUUUGAGGCCUCCCCUUGGCCUGAGGUCACCUGGCUGAAAGAUGGAGUGCCAGUGCCUAAAAAGGUGACCAUCAGCAACGCAGAGGGAACAUCCCAGCUUCUGAUUGCUUCCUCUGAGCGCUCAGAUACUGGAAUCUAUACCAUCACUGUCAAGAACAUUGUCGGCCAAGACUCAUUCAGCGUUGAAAUUAGAGUCACAGAUGAGCCGAAGCCGCCAGGUCCUGUGGAAACUGACGAAAACGUGCCUGGCACAGUGACCAUUUCAUGGACCCCAUCUCCAGAUGAGAAACGUGACGACAGGCUGCAUUACAUGGUAAUGAAGCGUGAUUCAAGUAAAAGAACAUGGAACACCGUUGGAGAUCACAUCUUCAACAAUAGAUUCACAGUCUGCAACAUAAUGCCAGGCCGGGAAUACCAGUUCAGAGUCUUCGCGAAGAAUGAUAUGGGCUGCUCCAAACCUUCUGAAUCACCAAAGUGGCUGAUAUCCCACAAGAAAGAAAAGUUCAUUCUGAACAUGCCGGAAAGGAAGACGUGUAAUCUGCAGUGUCCUCCCAGGUUCUUAGUCCCACUAAAAAUGCACACCGCUCCUGAGGGCUACGAAUGCUACAUGAGCUGUGCCAUAAAAGGGGACCCAACACCUCAUGUGACGUGGCUCCGCGACAACGUCAGUCUGAAUACCAACACUAACUACUUCAUCUCCAACACCUGUGGAGUCUGUUCUCUGCUCAUAUUGAGGGUUGGACCUAAUGACACCGGGGAGUACAAGAUUGUUGCAGAAAACUUGCUGGGGAGGGCAGAGUGUGCCACCAAACUGACAGUGAGAGAAUAAAUGAAGACACUGAAGAUGGUAGAAUUGUUCUAAAAUGCUUAGAGAAACCAAGUUGCUGGUAAUUUUAGAGUUAAGCAAACCCUGUCAAAUGUAGAACAAUAGAUUGAUUGUUAUAGAUUGUUAACUAAACUCACAAUAAAGUCUUAGACCUAGAAAUUUUGCAAGAAAGCCACAAACAUGUUUUGUUUGCUCUGAUUUCAGUUGUGCAAUCUCAAUAAAACAGACACUUGAAAUACUAGUGUGCAAUAUGGCGUAUUUUAACAGAGGUAAAGCACAUGUUAAACAGGAAAAGUAUUUACAGUACAAGACACUUUGUUGCAGUGAUUUGCUGAUUUUAAAAGUGCUAUGUCAAGAUUAGACUAAAGCCAAUGGAACAAUCUGUGUUUUUCAAUUAUUUUUAGAUGAAUGGUGAUUGUUUGGUUGCGAUUGUUGUGUUUCCGUAACUGUGGAUUUACAGUCUUCCCCCUGCAAUAAAAUCAAGAUGGCAAAAAAUACUGACAUGAAAAAUGUACUGUAUAUGAUACUGACUGUUACACAAAAAGAAUAUGUGUGGGUUUAGUGUAAAUAAAUAUUUCA
This is a messenger RNA of Epinephelus lanceolatus (giant grouper), 5652 nucleotides long. It is a transcript of the gene igfn1.1, whose product is annotated as immunoglobulin like and fibronectin type III domain containing 1, tandem duplicate 1. The record is from RefSeq and is a predicted model, not a curated record. Lineage: Eukaryota; Metazoa; Chordata; Actinopteri; Perciformes; Serranidae. Gene Ontology annotation, molecular function: protein binding.